UCCUUGCUGAUCUCCUUCUGUGAGAUUUACAAUGUGGGUUCUGUAUCAUGCAUCUGUCUGUGUUGCUGUGCAAGAGCUCCAUAUCUGGCAUAUGCCAGAUGAAGCUUUUGAGGUGAACAUUGGUCAGCGGUAAAGUUUAGAUAACGGCAGUCACGAUGGAAGACUCUGUAGCAGACGGCAAUUUACAUCCCUGGAAAGUUGCCACAAUGAAGAGGAAGGCCUGGGCAAUGAGCCGAGCCUCCUGGCAGGACUCGGAGUCAGUAGAUGUUUCUGCAGAGGUAGAGCAGUCCCCGGAGCCCAUGGAAGAAAAACUUCCUCUUGCAGAAGAGCCAGGGAGAAUACCUAAUGAGAAAAUUGCCAUUUGGCUGAAGGACUGCAGGACACCCCUGGGGGCCUCUCUAGAUGAACAGAACAAUGUGCCAUUGAAGGGAGUAAUAAAAAAUGGAUGUAGCUUUGAAGAUGACCUUUCACUGGGAGCAGAAGCCAAUCAUCUUCAUCCCAGCAGUAGUAAAGGAGAGACACCAUGCUUUGGAAUGCUGGCCAAAGACAAAAGGACUCAAUUUCAUCAGAAAGGCAGAAGUAUGAACUCCACUGGCUCUGGGAAAAGUAGUACCACAUAUUCCAGUGUUUCAGAAUUAUUGGACCUUUAUGAAGAGGAUCCAGAGGAAAUCCUUUAUAACCUGGGGUUUGGGACUGAUGAGCCAGACAUCGCUUCAAAAAUCCCAUCCAGGUUCUUUAACUCCACCUCUUCUGCGAAAGGCAUAGACAUCAAAGUGUAUUUGGGAGCUCAACUUCAACGGAUGGAGUUGGAGAAUCCAAACUAUGCCUUGACAAGUCGCUUUCGUCAGAUUGAGGUGCUCACUACUGUCGCCAACGCCUUUUCUUCACUUUAUUCACAAGUGUCAGGACAGCCGGUUCAGGAGAUUGGGACAACAGAAAGUGAAACCAGAGAGACGCCUCUUUUAAAAAGAAGAAGCUCAGCCUUGAAUGCUGCUAAAAUAUUAAAAAAGAACAUCAGCAAACAUAAUUUGCAUGGAUCUCCUGAUAGUAAUUCCUCACCUUUGCCUCUAGCCACAGAUAAAGAAAACCCUGCAGUUUCAACCACAGAGGAUCAGUCAGGAGAUCCUGAACAGAAGAAUGAACAAAAGUUACAAAAACUGUUUAGGAAAAAAGAUUCUCCUUCCUUAGCUACAGUAACAGAAGAGGGACUCAGUUGUCUUUUGGACUCCUCAUCAAAUGGAAAUACAGUACUAAAUGGUGACUCGCCAAUUGAGGUUAAUGGAAAUGGUGUUUCUGAAGAAUCUGGGUUCAUCGAACCUUCUGUUUUGAGAAAACAUUUGUCUAUGUCUGCCAGUGGUGAUCUGGAGAGCAGUGAUGAGCAGAAAGAAACCGUAACUUCUACUCCAGAUAAGGAGCCUUCAGCAUAUCUGCAAAAUCCCCGUUUUGCUCAUUUAUUGUUACCUCAAAAGGAUUCAUUUGAAAUGGAAGAGGUGCAAAGUAACGAAGGGGAAACUAUACCUGGGACUCGCCUGGCUUCAAGAGGUGGCAAUGAACAGUUAUUAAGAACUGCAAGUCAGCACUCCGAUAGCAGUGGUUUUGCCGAAGAUCCUUCAGCAGAUGGUUCCACUAAUUACCUGAAGUUUCAGGAGAGCUCCGAUAGCUGCGACAGUGAGACAACGGUGACAUCCACUGCAGGCGAGUUGGCCACCCCUCUGGCUCGGGAGCAGUCAGUCUUUCAGGAAAUGCUGGGAAAAGAGGCCUUUUUACCGCAGUCCACCAUAGAUGGUUCCAAUGCACUUGAAACAGAAGCAGAUGAGGCUGCCAGUGAAGAGGUAGUCCCUGUAUUCUCUGUCCACCAGAUUCCAAAACCUAUGGAGCGUGGGACUUCUGAAACGGAUGAGCCUCACUCAACUACAGACCCCGAAGAACCACCAUGUGUGCUUUCCGCUUCUGAAAAAGUGUGGGAUGCCCUUCACCGAGCCCAGCAGAAAGCUUGUCCUGUGUCUAAUGAGAGUCGCAUGAGGUCUCCCUCUGUUCGAGUGAAAUCCAGAGACCUGUUAUGGGAAAAAGACAGAUACCCUUUAAGGAGAGCCAGCUCCCUGCCCUCUUCUCUUCUCAGCCCCACACGUGUGGUGUCUUCUGUAAAAAUCAACUUGCAUCCUGGCAGCCGAGCCCGCUGCACUCCCCCCUCUUUCACCUACCGGUACACCCCAGAAGAGCAGGAGGAACCCCUAGCAGAGGAAGAGGAACAGCCCCAAUGCAAGUCUACGCUCAUUAUAAACACGCCUCCUGUGAAAACGGAGCAGACUGUUUUCCCCAGGGACAUAGAGGAGGAAGUGCACAGCAAAAUUCCCCCCUAUCCUUUGCAGAUGCCACAACACAUGACUCAGUCAAUGUGUUCACUGCACAGCACUCCUUCAGACUGGCACAGCAGGCCCCUUUGUGAGCACAUGAGGUCAUGGAGCACGUGUAGUGUUCCUAAUGUCCCCCCCUAUAGCACAUGUGGAUCCUCUUACUCAUUUUCUUCUUGCCCUUAUCCUCCAUCCUCUUGCCCGUAUCCACGUCACAGUCGUCCUCCUUCAACAACAGAGAUGCAACUGAGAAGAGUCUUGCACGACAUUAGGAACACUGUGCAGAACCUGUCCCAGUAUUCUACCCUGAGGGGUGAAGACCUUUCUACUACAUCGAUGUUCAAUUCGCAAAGAUCCAUUUUACCACUUUAUGAGAAUACAUUUCAAGAGCUGCAGGUCAUGAGGAAGAGCCUUAGUGUCUUUCGGAAUCAGAUGAUGGAUUUGGAGCUGUCAAUGAUGAGACAACAGUCUAUGGUAUACCAACAUCUGACAGACGAAGAGAGACAGGAAGCUCAGCAGUUGCAACACCUGCGCAAUGCAGUGCGGCAGGAGCUGCAGGAGCUGGAGCUGCAGCUGGAGGAUCGGCUGCUGUCUCUGGAGGAUCAGCUUCAUGCCUCACACCACACCAACCUUUAUCACCCUCCCAUGGGCCUCCAUGGAACUCAUAGUAUGGACAGUCUGUCUUGCAACUCUCCAAUGAAUGUGAUGGAACCAGUCAACGAGCUUCUCAGAGAGCAGCUGUAUUUGAAGUCUGAGCUGAGAUACGAGGAGCCCGGGGGAGACGAUGGGAGCAGUGCUGCUCCUUCUGUGGUUUCAGAACACUCUUCUGGGUCAGCAAGUCCCAUCAGAACGCAACGGAACCUGGGCACGAAUCGGAGACCGCAGACACCGGAACUGUCCUCGUUACAGAGAGAAGGCCGUUACCGAGCUUCGGUGGUCCUCACUCCCUCUCCUCCCAUGAGGCCCGUAGUGAAGAAGAGUCUCCAGGCGGAACAAGAAGAGGACUCCAAGAGUGUGGAAGAAUGCCUGGGAGACGACCUAUCGUUGCCAUCAACUUUGUCAGAGGAAGGCGGUAGAAGAGUAGGAACAACCAGUCCCCAGAUGAAACAACUUAUAAAGGAGAUCAAGGACAGUAUAGCUGACGAAAUAAGGCAGGAGAUCGUGAAUGAGCUCCUUGCUGCUGUCUCUCCCAGAAGAUCUCCAGCUAUGAAGAGAGAACACACAUGAGCAUGUUUAACAAAAGAAACGCUGUGGACAAAUAUCACUUCAAACACUGGUUAUAACAUGCACUGAUAACAACCAGACUGCUAAUUUUUUUCAAUCAUGUAUUUAGAAGAUAAAAAUAUAUAUAUGACUUUUCCUCUAUGUAUCCUACACAAAGCUUCAGGAGACACUAAUGCUGCUGUUAUGAGCUACUGUUAACUCCUUUGUUCAAAUGUGUAUGAGCUUUUGGUCAGCUAAAGUCAAGUUCUAAGGGCUGUUAUUUUUAUUUUUUCUGUGCUGUAUUUAAGUAAGUGUUGUUGGUUCGAGUGUAUGUGUAAUUGGAAAAGGUGAUAAAACUUGAAAUGGCUGUUUGCCUGGUUAGUGAAAAUGUACCUUAAGAAAGUGUCUACUGUAAAUCUGCAUGCAUUUAUUUCAGUCUGAUGCCUUACUAAUGUGACCUCUAUGAGGAGCUAGCUGUGCAAUACCUUUAACUCUGGACUUGAACUGAGCAACUACUGUUUUCACUUUUGUCACUUUGAAUUACCUGUGUUGUAUUGCAAUCACUAAAUGCCUUUUGUCCGAGUUGUCUCAAAUAAUUAAUUUGUUAAAGAAAUGUUAUCAUGAAAAAUGUAUAUUUUCCAGACCUGAAGCCAGCAUGGCAAUAACAUUUAUUAAAAAUAGUUUUAUAUAAGAGAGAUGUAAAUAGUUUCGCUUUUCUUGAGUUAUUCAGGAAACUUUUCUAGGACGUCAUUUUAUACCAGAGGGUUUAAUCUAGUUGGUUUGCCUGAGACUGAGGAGUAUUCAUAACAAUAAACUUUAUCGCGUGCACAGCAAGAAUGUUUUCUUUUUACAUUGUGUUCUCUAUAUGUUAAAGCCAGCUUAGUCAUAUUAAAAAAAUAUACUUUGCAGUCUUAUUAACAAGAGUAAUACUUUAUUAGUCAAUCAAUAGAAAUCAAAGAAAAUUGGAAAUUAUCAACAGAACUGGUAAAGUGUUGUGGUUUCAAGCCCUGAUGUCUCUAUAUACUGUAUCAAAAAACAGGGGUGAUUUUUGUUCUUUUAAAAUAAAAUAUUCUUUGUAAUAGAUACUAACAAAUUUAUGGCAAGUGUUAUCUGUAUUUGUAAAUGGACAGAAAUUUAAAGGGACUUUCUUACCUUUGUCAUGUGGGAUGUAUAAGGGGAGAUUUAUAAAGUAAAAAAAUAAAGAUUUAUUUAUUUUGAUUACA
Molecule: messenger RNA, 4777 nt
Organism: Lepisosteus oculatus (spotted gar)
Lineage: Eukaryota; Metazoa; Chordata; Actinopteri; Semionotiformes; Lepisosteidae
Gene: itprid2
Product: ITPR interacting domain containing 2
Molecular function (GO): signaling receptor binding
Source: RefSeq, a predicted model, not a curated record